Messenger RNA from Closterium sp. Naga37s-1, 648 nucleotides. The record is from the annotation of a GenBank genome assembly. Lineage: Eukaryota; Viridiplantae; Streptophyta; Zygnematophyceae; Desmidiales; Closteriaceae.
AUGACCUCGGUUUUGCCGAGUGCUCCCUCACCACAGGCCCCCACGCCUGCAGUGUGUGGUCGAUCAUCUCCCUCAUUGCCCCAUCGCCUGAUUCCUCUCGUCACUCGAUCCUCCACUCUCCCCUCCUCUCACUUACCUCUUCCCGCCAUCGUUCGCCACGGUGUUGCUUCAGAUCAUCUCCCUCAUUGCCCCAUCGGCCCAUUCCUCUCGUCACUCGGUCCUCUACUCUCCCCUCUUCUCACUUACCUCUUCCCGCCGUCGUUCGCCACGGUGUUGUCUUCAGAGAUCAUGUCCCCCAUUGCCCCAUCGCCUCAUUCCUCUCCUCACUCCGUCCGACGGACGCUACUCUCCCCUCUACUCUCCCCUCUCGCCGCUCUCUCGCACUUAUUAUCCCGCCGCUAUAGUAGCGGUGGCGGAGCGGGCGGAGCUCGAGCGCGGAAUCUCCUCAGUGGGAUAGCCGUUGGUUUCAAGAUCCUCCUGUUUUGUGCGUUCCCCCGGUUCCCCCUCUACCAGACAGCGGUGGCGGAGCGGGCGGAGCUUGAGCGCGGAAACUCCUCAGUGGGGAGCCGUUGGUUCCAGAUCCACCUUUUCUGCCUUCCCCCCGUUCCCCCUCUACCAGGCAGUGGUGGCGGAACGGGCGGAGCUUGA